Coprinopsis cinerea okayama7#130 is the source of this 744-nucleotide messenger RNA. RefSeq lists its product as hypothetical. Lineage: Eukaryota; Fungi; Basidiomycota; Agaricomycetes; Agaricales; Psathyrellaceae. The record is from RefSeq and is a predicted model, not a curated record. The transcript has 3 exons. The coding region runs from base 1 to 744 and encodes 247 amino acids.
AUGGCACCGCACGCGGGCACAACCACGUUCCCUUCAAAGACUCAAUCGGCUAUCCAAGGCUCCAUGCCGUCGGUCCUUGAUACGGGGUCAGAGAUAGCCCUGCUACAGGAAAAUCUGAACCUGCUUUCAACCGUUUACAGAGACCUCCAGAAUCUGUGCACAUGGUUCUACGCCCAAACGCCAGUUGAAACAUUCUCCGAACACAUCGACACCUGUGGCUUGAUCGAAGAAGACGUACAGUCUAUCCAGGAUUCUUUGAACAGGCGUCGCAAACUCGGGGAGGAGGAGUGGAACGUUCGAUCUGCCGGAUGGCAUGAGAAGUAUUCUCAGCGCCUCUACUCCCUCAGACGGUGGGGUUUACCGUUGUUCCGUUUGUGGGGCCAAAAACUGAUGCUUGGAGGUCGCAGAACGCUCGUCCGCCUCCUGGCUGUACGACCCACGGUUGAACGACGAAAGCUAAAGCCUAGCCACAUCACACUCGUUUUAGAAAAACUACAACACCACCACCUAAAACUCUCGGAUCUAUCUAAAAAGUUUGCUGCAUCUCUUGAGAGACUACGUCUCCGACACAUUCAUUACCUGCUAACACAAGCACACGAGGCGGCACGUCAGAAAACUGAGGCGCGUCGAGAAGACCAGGCGACUUUUGAGCGCCAUUGGUACGAAGACAAGGCUAUUCGCGCGGAUUUGAGAAGAGAAUUCUUCCAGGCAUAUCGGACUACUAGACAGCCUUCGGCUCAAUGA